Molecule: messenger RNA, 1704 nt
Organism: Trichoderma reesei QM6a
Lineage: Eukaryota; Fungi; Ascomycota; Sordariomycetes; Hypocreales; Hypocreaceae
Product: N-terminal fungal transcription regulatory domain-containing protein
Exons: 3
Coding region: 1-1704 (567 amino acids)
Biological process (GO): positive regulation of transcription by RNA polymerase II
Cellular component (GO): nucleus
Molecular function (GO): transcription cis-regulatory region binding; zinc ion binding; DNA-binding transcription factor activity, RNA polymerase II-specific
Source: RefSeq, a predicted model, not a curated record
AUGAUAGACAUUUACCGAGGCGAAUUGCCCGUGCCCAAGCCUCCAACGAAGUCAAAGCGAGUGCGCACCGGUUGUUUAACAUGUCGCGGCCGGCACUUGAAAUGCGACGAGGCUGUCCCGAUCUGCAGGAACUGCGAAAAGGGCGGUCGAAAAUGCAUACGUGGAAUCAGACUCAACUUCUCAAACACUACGGUGCAUGAUACGUCCUACUUGGUGCCCGUUAGUACACGAAACUUCAUGUUCCAGGACGAUUCUCGACGCAUCGCCUCGGAGUACAAGGGCGGGUCAAGCAGAUAUGCAGAUCCUCCGCAAAGCCCACCCGCCGAUUGCAACAUCAAGGCUGAGAUGCAGUCUUCCAGUCCGGAUCUAGGACCAACUGAGCAUAUCCUGCAAGGGCAUGUUUGGCAUGUCUAUAUCUCGCCGGAAGGCUCAAAUUCGACAAGGAGUAUAUAUAGCGACAGUCUGAUACUCCAAGCAACCGAGUGGCGCAAGGGAGGUCAAGUUGAAUCAGGGCCAAUGAGCCUCUCGGAGGUCGAAGACCGAUCGAAUGUCAGCGAGCCCCUCGAAGAUGACAGCGUCACUUGCCCAACGACUACGCUCAGUACCCCUGAACGAGAGUUCCUCGACACGCCUGAGCAGGUCAGAUAUAUGCAGAUUUAUGUGGAAGAGGUUGCGGCCUGGAUGGAUUCGUUCAACAAGGGAAAAUACUUUGGCGAAUGCCUGCCAUACCGAGCACUCGACUCUCCUUUACUACUCUAUUCUCUCCUGGCCUGCGGAAUACGACGCCUGGCACUCCGCCACCCGGACAUGGCUGAAAUAGCUGCAGCAUAUUACAGCACGGCCAACAUGCAUCUGUUCCGCUACCACGAGAACCCAGAGCGAGAUGUGGAAGACUGCUCGAUUGUAGCAGUCAUUCUCAAGCUUUAUAAUGUCAUGUUUAGAGAAGGGCCACAGAGCGGAGGCCACAGCCUCGCCGUGCUCAACUCCAUCAUUAGCGAGAGCCGGUGGAACACAGACAGCGACGGCAUUGGCUCGGCAUGUUUCUGGCUGAAUGCCUAUUUGGACAUUGUUGGGAGCUUGGAUGUCGGCUACUGUUUGUAUGUCGACUCGUGGAGCAUCAAUAUGGACUUCUCCAGCGAAGGCGGCGAAGGGAUGGCCUAUAGGGGCGAAGAGCUGUGGGUGCAGAGGAUGCUAUUCAUCUUGGCCAAGGUAAUUAGCUACCGGCUGUGUGUGCUGUCGUUUACAGAGAUAGAUUUGCGGGAGAACAGGACACUGGAGGAUCGUCUGCCGGAAUGGAAGCACUUGAAGCUGCUUUGUGACCAGUGGAACGACGCAUGCCCGCGAAACAUGCGGCCCUUGGGUUACAUGUAUCCCGACCAAGCAGAAAACAAUUCUGCAUUUCCGAAAGCAUGGCUGCCCAAACGCGAGGCGGUGUUUUGUCGUCUCUUGUACCACACGGCGCAGUUUAUCCUGACUCAGACGCAUCCGCUGGAGCAAAUCAUGCUUUCGGAAGAGAUGAUUGCGCUUCAGCUGCACCAUGCCCGAGAAGUAUGCGGAAUCGUGGCCCAUACGGAGGACCGCUACUUGGGGCCGAUAUCGGUGCAGUCACUGUUGAUUGCGUCAAGUACUUUGACGGAAGACGGAGAGCAGAUGGAAGUCCUGGAUAUUCUGCAGAGGAUGAAGGCCCAGAUUGAAUAUCGGUAG